AUGGAUUCCACCGCAAAACGUGAGGCGCCGGCCGCUUCCAAACGAAAAGCGGUCCCUUUGCCGACUACAGAUGCGCCAUCAAUUGAACAAGGGCGAGAACUUACGAGCAGACUGAUACCAAGUGCCUUCCUCGCCGGAACCCUCCUAGCAGCACUUUCUUUCUCCUGGCCGUUGCGAUGGGUCAUCUCCGGAGCGCCCGUAUUCGUCUACGCAAUCCUACUUGGCGAGGCGUAUGGGCAUCGCAUCCUGCCUUUUGUUCCUGUUUGGACUGUCUUCGCGACAGUAAACUUGGUGUACGCCGUAUGUGCGACUUCGUGGCUUCUGUACUGGGUAUUCUGGGCUUUUUGUUGGCCUGUACUCUUCAUUACCUGCCUCUUCCAAUUUGAAGCACCUGCUGCACUGGCACGUCGCACUUUACGAAAGACGUUCCUACGAGACCUCCAUUUUAUCAACGAUCAAGUAGCCUUUUUUGAUCUGCCCGCCCUGGAAAUCGACACCGAAGUCAAGGGACUCUUCGUAAUCCGCGGAGUUACGCUUUCGCUUUCAACAAUGACACUCGUUGCUCAUGGUGUCGAGGCUGGCAUAAAGCUGUCGGACGAUAUCGAGCUUGGCAUUCAAGUUGAUAAAGUUACGGUACCGCUGUUCCGAGAGAUAACUGUUGACGACGUCUAUGCGAAUGUGAAGGGUGGGGAUUGGGAAGUCACCUUUGGGGAUGUGCAGUAUGGUAUUCCGGAGCCAGACGACGACGAUUCCGUGGUUGUCACCAACACGGCUAUUCUCAGAGCAGCGACAAUGAAAGGGGGAGCCAAUGGCCGCCCGGCUGAUAUGGUCCGAAAUCUGACAGCUGGAAAAAAGCCAAUCGAGGCUGAAGAUACUGCAUCCGCAUUCUCGUCCGUUAAGAAAGUGUCACCAGAUGAAGAGCAGGCCCAUAAGAAGUACAAAGAGCUAGUACGCUACAUCAACGACACAAGUGCUAUUACAAAGGCGAAACAGACACUGGUAGAGGCCUCGAAAGCUCGAGCUGAGGCUGGUUCAUCCGAUGACGAAAGAGACGCCAAAGAUGCCAAGAAGUCGAAAGAAGAGCCAGGCGUCCGCUUGGACAUUGAUAACAUGGAUGACUUCCGAGCAGCAAUAUGUACCCAGAUCCAUGGACAACCAUCUAUACCUCACCCACCUACCAAAUCGAUCAGAGUCUCCACCCUUCGGAAAACAUCAUACCCAAACGUAAAGAAAUUUCUACAUCGGUUGCCUUUCCUAUACCGAUUGAUGCUGAGUCCCAUUUGCUACUUCCAUCCUGUCAAGUUCAAGUCCAUUACUGCAGCUGGGUCAGGGAAGUGGUUCACGGCCUUGAUGCGACAGUACUUUUUCAAGCACUAUUCAUCCCAAGACGCGGAGAUUCGUAGAUUGGAGGCGCGGAUAUCAGCUUGGUGCGCAGACGCCAACUUCGCUGUAGAGCUGGGCCCGAUGUCUAGCGAAGCCCACUUCCCCAUCAACACCAAUUACAAUAUUCAGACUCACUUCAAAAUCUCCGACGUCAUGGCCUACAGAAUCCUCCCAGACGCCGUCGAGCUUAAGCAAGUUGUGCGGUUAGGAGGUGCCGACGCCGUUCUCACAAUUCCAAUGUUCCUGUUUCCACACCAUGAGCACAUCUUCCCUGAGAAGAAGAGCGACUUCGACCUUUUGGAGAUGGAGUCUGCCAUCAACGAAGCCGAACCUACGCCAAAGCAAAUCCUAGCUCGGAAAGAGCUUGAAAAGCUAAAGAAAGACGAAGCGUCCAUGCAGGUUAGUGCACAUGCUCACCUGCCAGCGCAAUUCCAUCAAGAUCUUCUUAACUUCGUCGCUGCGAUCGUGAAAGCUACCAAAGUCAUCGAAUCGGACAAGGACUUUGAGGAGGCCAAAGUUCUGCGCGAACUGAAGCGUGUCAGCACUACUGAUAGCGAAGCAAGCAGUCUUGCUUCAGUCAAUACUAAUAACAGCGAAAUGUCACAGACCACGCUGAAUGGUAGUGAGGACAAGAGCUUCAAAGCAUUCCUCAAGAAGGUUGACACUGGCUUCAAGGAAGCAUCAAACAAGACUAUGGUGGGCAUGCGAAAAGCUGGCCAGAACACUGUACAUGCCAUGGCCAACGAUCGCUGGAUCGCACGGCUGGUAGGCAAAGUGACAAGGAAAUUAGAAAAGGCGCAAGGCGAACUGGGGUACAGCGGGGAAGUCCCAAUCGCUCUGGCUAAGUACCGCGAGCGACAUGAGUUUGAGCAGAAACUCCUACCCUAA
Alternaria burnsii is the source of this 2271-nucleotide messenger RNA. RefSeq names its product lccl domain-containing protein. Bases 1 to 2271 code for a protein of 756 amino acids. The record is from RefSeq and is a predicted model, not a curated record. NCBI's taxonomy places the organism in Eukaryota, Fungi, Ascomycota, Dothideomycetes, Pleosporales, Pleosporaceae. The transcript has a single exon.